Molecule: messenger RNA, 976 nt
Organism: Tripterygium wilfordii
Lineage: Eukaryota; Viridiplantae; Streptophyta; Magnoliopsida; Celastrales; Celastraceae
Product: probable inactive protein kinase At3g63330
Exons: 10
Coding region: 1-858 (285 amino acids)
Biological process (GO): protein phosphorylation; intracellular signal transduction
Cellular component (GO): cytoplasm; nucleus
Molecular function (GO): ATP binding; MAP kinase activity
Source: RefSeq, a predicted model, not a curated record
AUGUUCGUAAAAGAUGUAAAAGCUGAUGGAAAUUGUGGCUUUCGGGCUAUUGCUGGAUUACUUGGUUUUGGAGAGGAUGCAUGGAUAAACGUCCGGCAAAACUUGAUUGACGAGUUGAGAACAUUUUGGGCAGAGUAUGUUGAAUUGUUUGGUGGUUAUGAUCGGCGCCUUAUUGACUUUGGUAGUGCCAUUGAUGAUUUCAGCUUACGCAAUUUGUAUGGGUCGAAUGGUCCAUCCGAAAAUUUGUCCGGACUUGUCUCCCUUUUGGUAUCUGCCUUUGUUCAUCCUAUUACUGAUCAGACCGUAUGUUCAAUUGAAUUGUUCUAUAUCAUACAUUCAUGGAUUUCGCUACGACUAGUUGCACAAGAAACUUACGCUUAUGCUCCUCCAGAAGUUCUUGCAAAUCCUAGCUGGUUUAAGGGACCGUCGCGCAGAGGAAAAAAAUACGAUAUGUGGAGUGUCGGUGCUAUGAUACUGGACAUGGUUGUAGGAGGUCCCAUUUUCCACUUGACUCCUUCCACAAUGCAUGACCUAGCAUUUAUUCAAUUCCCUGACUUGGAUCAAUACGAGAUUGAACUGCUGUAUAAACUGGAGAUAUUUGAGUAUCUGUGCAUCCGGAUGCCAGCAAAGGCACAUAAGUUCAUGAGGAUGAAGGGAAUUCGAGCACCACCUUCCAUGAACUGCUCCAAUGAUUUAUUCUCUGAUGGAAUUAGGAAUUUAGAUCCUCUUGGAAUGGGGUUUACAGAUGAGUUGGCAUCAGACUUGGUUCGCCAACUGCUGAAGUGGGAGCCGGUUGAUCGUCUAAACGUGGAGGAAGCUUUGGCACAUCCCUAUUUCAGGUCUCUCAAUAGAAUAUAGGCAGUUUAUAAAUACACAAUUUAAUGAAACUGGUAUUCUGUCAUUUUUUGAGAUGUAUAGAUAAAAGUUGAGAUGAUAGAGUUUUGUCAUUUUUUUUAAUGGUAGAAGUAAAAGCUCA